AUGGUGAGAAAAUACGUUCGCAAAAGUAACAGAGGAAAAGGAUAUACAAAAGAGAGCUUGAAAAUUGCCCUGACGGCAAUAAAGUCAGGACAAAUCACUUUAUACCGAGCUAACAAAGUUUACAAAAUUCCGCUAGCUACCCUUCAUGAUCACCUCAAAGGCAGAAGAGGACAAAAAAGUUCAAGCUAUGGGAGGCCCCAAGAUAUUUCUCAACAUGAAGAAGAAAAACUAGCAACUGGCCUUCGUGCCAUGGAGAAAUGGGGUUUUGGUCUGUCCCGAAAAGAAGUCUUACAAAUUGUAGCCGACUAUGUGAAAGAAAACCACUUAAAAACACAAUUUAAAGAUGGAAAGCCGGGAGAGGAUUGGUUUCUCAAUUUUAAGCGUAGACAUAACCUUUCGCUUAAAAUACCCCAAAGUGUUGAAUACGCCAGAAAAAAAAAUCUUGAUCCUUUCUUAAUCUACGACUAUUUUGAUCUACUUGAGAAAACUAUCAACGAACUUGGUUUGCAAGAACGUCCAUCGCAAAUUUGGAACCUGGAUGAAAGUAGUUUUUGCACGGAUCCAUCAAAGACAAAAAUUGUUGGACAACGAGGGGCUCCAUCAACAAGAACUAUUAGUGGACCUGGCAAACAAAACACAACUGUUCUUAUGUGCUGUAGCGCAAGUGGCGAAAAAGCUCCUCCGCUCAUUAUCUUUAAAGGUAAACAUGUUUGGGAACAGUGGACUGCUCCACGGGGGACAGAGUUUCCACAUACAACCUACGCUGCCACAUCUAAAGGGUGGAUGGAGACAACUGUAUUUAAAAACUAUUUCCAAAACAGUUUUCUUAAGAAUAUUGGUCCAGACCGACCAGUGUUAGUCAUUUAUGACGGACACGCCAGUCAUCUUGGAGCAGAUGUUAUAAACAUAGCUAUCGAAAAUGGUAUUACCAUACUUAAGCUUCCACCUCAUACCAGCCACAUACUCCAACCCCUAGAUUUGUGCGUUUUUAAAUCACUCAAGACCCGUUGGGAUGCCAAACUCGUCCAAUGGCAAAGAAAGAAUGUAGGGCUUGCCGUAACGAAGAGUGUAUUUUCGAAGAUGAUAGGAGAGAUAUGGUUGGAAACCAGGCCAGAAAUAUUAGUAAGUGGUUUUACCAAAGCAGGAAUAGUUCCCUUAAAUAGGGGUGUUAUCAAAGAAGAUUCUUUUGAUCCAGUAGUUUUCCAACGUUGGCAAAACAACCAUAAAGUGGCGAGUGUUCAGGAACCUGACUUAGACCUAAAUAUGCCUAGCACCUCCAUAAACAUUAAUGAAGUACAAAACAUCAUCGAGGCAGGGCCAAGUUCAAGCUCGCAAGAAAAUAUCUCCAUAACAUCCCAAGAACAAGAAAGGAUUCCGGAUGUGUCAUUUGAUGAGCUGUUAUUGAGGUCAACCAAACGUGAAAACAAUCCUGAAUCGAAAAAAAGAAAACGAGUGUGCUUAGGAGCUGAGGUAGUAACAAGAGCUGAAGUUGACAAAAUUUUAAGUAAGAAUACAACAACAAAAAGUAAGCCAGUAAAUAAAAGUACAAAAAAUAAAAGUGUUUAUAAGCGAAAGGUAACUGAAAGUAGUUCUGACGAUGAUGGUGAUUCUUGGCAUAGCGAUUCAAGUGAAGGAAGAAUAACUGAAUUUGAAAAUCUAAGUAAAAGUGAUUUAGACGAGUUCGAUGUGAACGAAGCUAACGACGAACCUAAAUUUACCAAAAUACAAAUUGGGGAUUUCGUGUUAGUGAAUUUUCCUGGGAAAAGAAAAGUGUACAAAUAUGUUUGUUUGGUAAAAGAACUUAUCAAUGACGAUGAAGUCGAAGUUACAGGGUUAAAAAGGCUCACAAAUAAGUGCCAUUUUAUUUUGAAGCACGACGAUGUCUGCACCGUACCACUGUCGGACAUAGAAAAAAAACUGCCCGUUCCAAAAAUAUCAGUAACAGCUGAUUACAAGAAGUAUAUAUUUGAGACAGCUCCUGAAGUGUUUGAGACUUAA
Messenger RNA from Sitophilus oryzae (rice weevil), 1998 nucleotides. RefSeq lists its product as uncharacterized. The coding region runs from base 1 to 1998 and encodes 665 amino acids. The transcript has a single exon. NCBI's taxonomy places the organism in Eukaryota, Metazoa, Arthropoda, Insecta, Coleoptera, Curculionidae. Gene Ontology annotation, cellular component: nucleus. Gene Ontology annotation, molecular function: DNA binding. The record is from RefSeq and is a predicted model, not a curated record.